Messenger RNA from Cucurbitaria berberidis CBS 394.84, 449 nucleotides. RefSeq lists its product as uncharacterized. The transcript has 2 exons. The record is from RefSeq and is a predicted model, not a curated record. Lineage: Eukaryota; Fungi; Ascomycota; Dothideomycetes; Pleosporales; Cucurbitariaceae. Bases 11 to 178 code for a protein of 55 amino acids.
UGAGAGCCAAAUGGAGGAAGAAGCGCGUGCGCCGUCUCAAGCGAAAGAGAAGAAAGACGAGGGCUCGCUCCAAGUAAACUACUCGCCCCUCAAUCUCAGCACCCACCAUCUCAAUUCUGAACGACAACGAUUCACAAACGACACGUUUUCUACGCACAGCCUUCGGGCCGGCUCGUAACUCCUGUUCACCGCUUCACGGCCUACGACCUUUGGGCUACGUCAUUCGGCGGACACGCGACGAACGAACUUCAAUAUACACGACGGGGGUAUCGAAUGUGCUGGAUUGAGGAAUGCUGUGGGGUGCUGGUCAAUGGCUCUAAAGCCCAUAUUGAGAUGUUUGAGAGUCACUUGAAAGCACUACGAUUGUCACUCUAACACCGGCUAGCUUCCUCUUCUGGGGGUCUGCCUUUGACUGACACAUUCGCACUGUGGACAUCACGAUAACGGAA